Messenger RNA from Sceloporus undulatus (fence lizard), 1276 nucleotides. Its product is annotated as vesicle-trafficking protein SEC22b-like. The record is from RefSeq and is a predicted model, not a curated record. NCBI's taxonomy places the organism in Eukaryota, Metazoa, Chordata, Lepidosauria, Squamata, Phrynosomatidae. Gene Ontology annotation, biological process: vesicle fusion with Golgi apparatus; retrograde vesicle-mediated transport, Golgi to endoplasmic reticulum; endoplasmic reticulum to Golgi vesicle-mediated transport. Gene Ontology annotation, cellular component: Golgi membrane; endoplasmic reticulum membrane; SNARE complex. Gene Ontology annotation, molecular function: SNAP receptor activity. Bases 163 to 813 code for a protein of 216 amino acids. The transcript is spliced from 5 exons.
CCCUUUCAGCCACGUCAGCUGGCAACUUCAAGUCCAGCCCCAGCUUUGACAGGGAGGGAGGGGGCUUGUCUUAGGGGCUGGGCAGAGGGGCCAGGGGGCAGUGCCAGGCCCUCAGAUCCCAGGACCCCCUCCUCUUGCCAGCCCUUGCCUGCCUCCUCCAAGAUGGUCUUGCUGACCAUGAUCAGCCGGGUCCAAGACGGGCUCCUCUUGGCUGCCUCCAUGCAAGAAACCGAGCAGUCAAACCGGAACUUCCAGGAAUAUCAUAACCAAGCCAAGCAACUGUUCCGGAAACUUGGGGACCAUUCACCAAGCCGGUGUUCUUUGCAAGCCGGACCAAUGACUUUCCAUUACCUGAUCAGCCAAGGCAUUUGCUACUUGACACUCUGUGAAGCUGCCUACUCAAAGAAACUGGCCUUCUCCUUCCUGGAGGAGCUACAAGCUGAAUUUUGGGAGCUGUAUGGGAAGAAAGUGUCCUCUGUGUCACGGCCAUAUGCCUUCAUUGAGUUUGACAUUUAUAUCCAGAAGCUGAAGAAAUCCUAUCUGGAUACCUGGUCGAAGCGUCACCUGAGCAGCAUCAACCUGGAGCUACAGGAUGUCCAGAAAAUCAUGGUCACCAACAUUGAAGAGGUGCUUCAGCGUGGAGAGGCCUUAUCAGCUCUUGAUUCCAAAGCCAGCAGUUUGUCGACUCUCUCCAAGAAAUAUCGCCAGGAUGCCAAACUCCUCAACAGCCGCUCUGCUUAUGCCAAAGCUGCAGCCACCAGCUUGAUCUUUGUGGUACUGAUGCUCUACAUACGUUUUUGGUGGCUGGUGUGACUGCAAAGGCCAUGCCUUCUUUCUUCUCUCUCACUCCAUCUAUUCAGUCCUUUCUCACAUGACAUGGGAAAUGUUCUCAUCCCUUCACUACAUCUCUGCCAAGACAGAACUGAAACCGGUAGCAAACACCAUCAGCUUUGGGAGAGAAUGAGAACUGCUAAAGAUAUUAUUUUUUGAAACGGUGACUCCUUUUGCCACUUUGUGGCCAAAACUGGAAUGACAAUCAUUAGAGAUUCAGUAAAACAACUGAUAUUUUUAUGGAUUUUUUUUAAAAAGUGUGGUUUUUAGUGUAUAAAAACAUAUUUUUAUUAAAUUAGGGAAGGGGGAGAGGCAAGAGGAACUACUAUUAGAUCAGAAAGACAACCUUUGUACACAAAAAAAUCCAAUUUUGUGGCACCUUAAAGACUUGCAGUUUUAUCUUAAAAUAAGUUUCAGCCACAAUAAAUCUGAGAUUCUAAGUUAA